UCCAACCCUUCCAGACCCUCCUCCGUAACCCCUAUUCAGUGCGGUCUCCGCGAGCUCAGAGAACGUAUCGACUCAGUCAAGAACACCCAGAAAAUCACCGAGGCUAUGAAGCUUGUCGCCGCUGCAAAAGUCAGGAGAGCUCAAGAAGCUGUCGUCAAUGGAAGACCUUUCUCGGAGAGUCUCGUCGAGGUCUUGUACAACAUUAAUGAACAGCUCCAGACGGAAGAUAUCGAUGUGCCUCUCACAAAUGUCAGACCUGUAAAGAAAGUUGCUUUAGUCGUCGUCACCGGCGACAGAGGUCUCUGCGGCGGAUUCAACAAUAAUAUUCUCAAAAAAGCUGAAGCGAGAAUUGCGGAGUUGAAGGAUCUUGGAGUGGAUUACACUGUAAUCAGCGUUGGAAAAAAGGGUAACUCUUAUUUCAACCGCCGGCCUUACAUUCCGGUCGAUAAAUUUCUGGAAAGCGGGACAAUGCCGACGGCGAAAGAAGCUCAAGCCAUUGCAGACGAUGUCUUCUCCCUGUUCGUCAGCGAGGAAGUUGACAAAGUCGAACUUCUUUACACAAAGUUUGUAUCUUUAGUCAAAUCUGAUCCUGUAAUUCACACUCUACUCCCUCUUUCCCCAAAGGGAGAAAUCUGUGAUGUGAAUGGGAACUGUGUUGACGCUGCGGAAGAUGAGUUCUUCAGGUUGACGACGAAGGAGGGGAAAUUAACAGUAGAAAGAGGUUCAGUGAGAACGGAAACAGCUGAUUUCUCCCCCAUUUUGCAGUUCGAGCAGGACCCAGUUCAGAUUCUCGAUGCUUUAUUGCCGCUGUAUCUGAACAGCCAGAUUUUGAGGGCGUUGCAGGAAUCGCUGGCGAGUGAACUUGCAGCGAGGAUGAGCGCCAUGAGCAAUGCGACGGACAAUGCGGUGGAGUUGAAGAAGACGCUGUCGAUUGUGUAUAACAGGCAGCGGCAAGCCAAGAUCACUGGGGAGAUUUUGGAGAUUGUGGCGGGUGCUAGUGCUUUAACUUGAUGAAUACAUGCAUAGAUAGUAUUCAUCAUGGCGUAUUCUGAUUCUUGUUUUAUUCAUCAACCAAAUUGUGUUUUCUUUGUAGGUAAAACAACUUAAAUAAGUCUUCUGGUUAUUCAUUAUAUAUAGAUAUAUACAUAUAUUAUGUAAUAUGCUUGUUUAAGAAGAGUUCUGCAGAUGAAAAAAACAUCUUCUUCUCGCAUUGUAAUACUCGAAUGCGAAUAAUCUUGUGAACAAAUGAGAUAUAUGCAAUGUAGUUUGGAAGCAGA
Molecule: messenger RNA, 1277 nt
Organism: Carica papaya (papaya)
Lineage: Eukaryota; Viridiplantae; Streptophyta; Magnoliopsida; Brassicales; Caricaceae
Gene: ATPC1
Product: ATPase, F1 complex, gamma subunit protein
Biological process (GO): proton motive force-driven ATP synthesis
Cellular component (GO): chloroplast thylakoid membrane
Molecular function (GO): proton-transporting ATP synthase activity, rotational mechanism
Source: RefSeq, a predicted model, not a curated record